AUGAAUCACGUUUACUAUUCUGUCUACUACACGUACAUGUAUACGGUAUUUAUGGCUGUAGGUCCUUUAGUUUUACUUAUUGUGCUUAAUUUUGGUAUUGUUAUGAAUGCGCUCAAAAGGCCUAGGGAGCCUGAUAUUAUAAGCCUUGUAUUAGUUGUUUGCCUAUUUAUUUUUUGCAACUUUACAGCUUUAUUAGUUAAUUUUCUUGAAUUAACUUUUGCUGAACAAUUAAAACAUUUAAUUGUUUAUUUGGUUGAUUUAAGCAAUUUAUUAGUUGUGAGUUUUUUUAAUUUUAAUUUUACAGAAAACUCAAUUUUACUCCACCCUUAG
This is a messenger RNA of Meloidogyne enterolobii, 330 nucleotides long. The record is from the annotation of a GenBank genome assembly. NCBI's taxonomy places the organism in Eukaryota, Metazoa, Nematoda, Chromadorea, Rhabditida, Meloidogynidae.